ACUGAGACGACGGGGCAGCUCACUACUAGCUACUACUCUGAUUCCGUAUAUGAUAUGCGCUCGCCCUUGGGGGGCCCUUUGCUUGUUCUACUACUAGUUUAUAGUCGCCAUGUCCCGCUCCUGUCACGCACGACGACGGUGCCCAUAAUUAGUAACCCCCCCGGCCCCCCUCCGCCAGCAACCCCCGCCCCCGGCCGCCUGGAUGCCUUUUGAGAGAAAUUGACACGCCCAUCCAUCCAGCUCGGAGCGACACCGCCUCGCACGGGCGCUUGCCUGCUGCGUGCGUGCGUGCGUGCUGAGCGCGCGGGACGGGGGCUCGAUCGGCGGCGCUGCAGGCGAGAGAGGCUCGAAUCGCUCGAUCGUACGUGUUUCCUACCCCAUCGUCGAUCGAUCGAUCGGUUUCCAAGGUAUCCUCCGGCUGAUGAUGGACGGCCUCCACACGGAGCUCGCGCUGGGGCUGCUCGCCGGGUGCGGCGUCGGAGGCGGAGGCGGAGGCGACCAGCUCCUCCAGACAGCGGCGUUCGUGGCCAAGACCUACCAGAUGGUGUGCGACCCGCGGACGGACGCGCUCGUCCGGUGGGGCAGGGACAACAACAGCUUCGUCGUCGUCGACGCCGCCGGCUUCUCGCGGCUGCUCCUCCCCUGCUUCUUCAAGCACAGCAACUUCUCCAGCUUCGUGCGCCAGCUCAACACAUACGGGUUCCGGAAGGUGCACCCGGACCGGUGGGAGUUCGCGCACGAGUCGUUCCUGCGCGGCCAGACGCACCUGCUGCCGCGCAUCGUGCGCCGCAAGAAGCGCGGCGAGGGAGGCGGUGGAGCCUGCUCCGCCUCCGGCGGCGACGCGCAGGCGCAGUCGCACUACGCGGCGGCGGCCGGCUGCUGCACCGGUACGGGCGAGGAUCAUCAUCAUCAUCAUCAGGAGGAGGAGGAAGCGGAUCCGGAUAACGAGAAGGAGGCGGCGCUGCUCGAGGAGGUGCAGCGGCUGCGGCAGGAGCAGACGGCCAUCGGGGAGGAGCUGGCGCAGAUGAGCCGGCGCCUGCAGGCCACGGAGCGGCGGCCCGACCAGCUCAUGUCGUUCCUCGCCAGGCUCGCCGAGGACCCCGACGGCGUCACGCGCAGCCUCGUGGAGCAGGCCGCCGAGAAGAAGCGCUGCCGCAUGCAGCUUGCCUCCCAGCCCGUCCGCCCGCUCCCGCCUCCGCUCCCGCCGGCGCCGCCGCCAGUGCCAGUGCCAGUACCAGCACUCCACCACCACCCGCUGCUGGCGGCGCUCGGAGGCGGCGCCGCCAAGGGCCUGGACGGCUGGCAAUGGGAAUGGGCGGAGCAGAAGCCGUCUGCUGUUGUGCUCCCCACCUUCGAUCCCCCCGCCGCCACCUACUGCGGGGUCGGGGUGCACCAUGUGCCGAAUCUCGGAGGCGGCAACGGCGGCGGCAUCAUCGGCAUGGGCCUGACUGCGGCUGACGAGACCGCGGUAGAGACCACCCCCUUCCCGUUCUGCCUGCUCGGCCAGGGUUUCUUUUGACCUGCUGCUGCUCUUGCUGGUAAAUCAUGCACGUGCACCUUCUACCGUACUACUCCCGGCCGUCUCUGCUGCUUUCUACCACUACCUGCAGUGAGCAGUCUACCACUACCUCCUUGUCCUCGAUCUGCAAACCAUUGUGCUGCUUGCUCUGCACAUGAUCAGUAUAUGAUGACAUCUGAUGUUAGUAGUUAUCACAAAAUGAGCAUCACAGGCUAUUUCAUGCUGCAUCUGCAUGUGUUUAUGUAACCGUGUAGAACUGAUCGUUGGAUGAUCAUGUUCAUCAUUACUAGUUCUAGUGAUUAGCCCUUGCAUUUGUUGGGUUGGACAUACUAGCUAGUAGCUAGCGUAGUGGAGCUCUUCGUGUCCUCCAAGUUUGUAGGGUUUUCAAGGGAUUAAACUAAGCUCGCCUGCACUUCGGCGCGCAUUACUUUUGCUGCAAA
Sorghum bicolor (sorghum) is the source of this 1959-nucleotide messenger RNA. RefSeq names its product heat stress transcription factor C-1a. Bases 422 to 1519 code for a protein of 365 amino acids. The transcript is spliced from 2 exons. Gene Ontology annotation, molecular function: RNA polymerase II cis-regulatory region sequence-specific DNA binding; DNA-binding transcription factor activity. Lineage: Eukaryota; Viridiplantae; Streptophyta; Magnoliopsida; Poales; Poaceae. The record is from RefSeq and is a predicted model, not a curated record. Gene Ontology annotation, cellular component: nucleus. Gene Ontology annotation, biological process: regulation of transcription by RNA polymerase II.